GAGCAUAGUUGGAAUCGAACAUACAUAUUUACUUUCCUUCUCAGAGACAAUAUACCCUUACUUCGAACAAUCUACCUACCUACCUACCUACCUACCUAUAUAUAUACCUUGGGAUGAUAGUAACUAUGGCUGUGACACCCAGAACAAACUUCACCCGGGAACACUACACGAUCGGAUGGAUCUGUAUGUUAGAAGUCGAGUUCAUAGCUGCCCUGAGCAUGCUGGACGAACAACACGGGCCUUUACCAGUCAGCACCAAUGACCGCACCGACUACGUUCCCGGCCGGAUUGGCCCUCACAAUGUCGUUAUUGUGCCUUUGCAGGGUGCCGGAAAUGCCCUCGCAGCCGGGGCCAUGGCAAAGAUGCGAAUGACAUUCCCGAACAUUACGAGCGUGCUUUUAGUCGGAAUUGGAGGCGGCGUGCCGGUCGAGACCGAUGCUGGGAUGAUCAGGCUGGGCGACGUGGUUGUGGGCGAGCCGUCCGGGAGAUAUCCCGGCGUGGUCCAAUACGAUCAUGGCAAGCUCGAAGCUGGAGAGUUCCAGCACACCGGGUUUCUGGCGCCGCCUCCGGAGAGGCUUCUUGUCGCGGCCAGGGAGCUGGAUGCGAGACGAGCGACGAUGCCAACCGACCCGAUACUUGAACAUCUCAGACGCAUGGUGGACAGCACAGUCGACGGCCCGAGCAUGUUGUCCAGGUACCCGGGCUUGGAAAAGGACCAUCUGUAUAGCCCGGGGUAUGUCCACCAGGGAGCCAGGGUUCCCUGCGACCAGUCUGGGUGUAGUCCGUUGCAAAGGGUGCAGCGCCCGACAGAUGCUGCAGGGGACCGCGAGCGAUCUCCAGUUGUUCAUCGAGGAAACAUCGCCUCUGCUGAGAGAGUGAUGAAAAGCGGGCUGAGGAGGGACCAGAUCGCCGAGCAGUACGACAUCAUUUGCUUUGAAAUGGAGGCCGCCGGCGUGUUGGCCGACUGGCCCUGUCUUGUUAUUCGUGGCAUCUCCGACUAUUCCGAUUCGCACAAGAACGACGACUGGCAGCCCUAUGCUGCCGCCACAGCAGCUGCGUAUGCGAGGCAACUUUGCUUCCAUAUCCCAUCAACAUAUCCUGUUGUUGUUGAGCAACAAACAACAAUACUGUAUCAGGGCGAAAUGGUUGUCUAGGCACCUUUUUAGCUGAACGGGUACAGUUGACAUAUCCUGUUGGAGUGCACUGAAUCUUGUCAUUGGAGUAAUUUCCUUUUUAUGUCGGGUCAUUUCAGGAGAAGGGGUAGGGUGUCCGCAGUCAGAAAGAUAGAUGUGGGUGUUUUGUAGGUAGCUUGGUAUAUAUCAAUCACUCAAGAUUCCCAACAUUCUAACGGAACAAGUUC
Messenger RNA from Aspergillus ochraceoroseus IBT 24754, 1360 nucleotides. RefSeq lists its product as uncharacterized. The record is from RefSeq and is a predicted model, not a curated record. Lineage: Eukaryota; Fungi; Ascomycota; Eurotiomycetes; Eurotiales; Aspergillaceae. Gene Ontology annotation, molecular function: catalytic activity. Gene Ontology annotation, biological process: nucleoside metabolic process. The coding region runs from base 126 to 1154 and encodes 342 amino acids. The transcript has a single exon.